Molecule: messenger RNA, 2706 nt
Organism: Anarrhichthys ocellatus (wolf-eel)
Lineage: Eukaryota; Metazoa; Chordata; Actinopteri; Perciformes; Anarhichadidae
Gene: clic4
Product: chloride intracellular channel 4
Exons: 6
Coding region: 957-1715 (252 amino acids)
Source: RefSeq, a predicted model, not a curated record
AAAAACAGUUAUUGGGUGGGGAUGUUGGCUAAUGAGACAUGAACAACCCACCGGACCUGCAAAUUCAAAACCUACCGCUACACUUGCAGCAUAUUUAAAAGUGGAUCUGCAAUGUGGUCAUUGCACCUAAAUCAAACUUUUCCUUUGUCACAAUGGCCAAUUAUUGAACAUAUCAGUUGCCAACCUAAAUGUAUGUAUUCUUUCACUUCAAUGAAAGUUUGUAAUGAUAAAUGGCAAAUAACAUUGUGGCAAAACAGGACGAAACACAAUGUAUUGUAUAUUAAUAGCUAUGGAAUAUUUUGGGGAAAUGCAUGCAAAUUAAGUGAGAGAGAGCUGCACGAAUUUAUUUGCAAAAACAGUAAAUGGAAGCGCAAAAAAAUAAUUAAGGAGAAUAACGAAACAAGUCUGGUUUUGAGACUGAUAAAUAAUGAAAUAAUUAAAAUGAAAAACCUGUUUUUAUUUCAUGACAAAAAGCAGAAUAUAACGGUGCGCAGGAGCGCUGUGUGGCUCUGAUGCGUCCUCACGUCCUCCUUCCUCCCAGCAAGGAGACUCCUCUCCUCAGACCCUCCCACAUUUUUGUGUGUGUGUGUGUGCGCGCCUCGGAUGACAUCACUGCUUUAAAUAAUCCCGUUGCUUCUUCCCGGCCGUCCUUAUCAUCACUACUCACCCAACGUACACCGCGUCGCGGUUCAACACGAUGUGUUUGUAGCUGAGCUUUGGUUGAAGUUACACAGCAACGUUGAAACAAAUCUCCUCUGGCAGACACCGCUGCCUCCUUGUCCGCUUUCAUUAAUUAGUCCGUUGUGCUUCCAGCACCGGGUUCCUCCUUUGGGGAGAAAGAAAAAGCGCAGACUAGGCUUCAGUGCGGGGAGAAGAGGACCGAGCUAAGUCGGGCGUGGUAGCAAGAAGAAAAAAACUCAUCUUUGUUAGCAAAACUUCAAAAAGUAGCAGCCGCAAUGUCGCUGUCGGUACCGCAGAACGGAGUAAAGGCGGAUAACGAGCCCGUUAUCGAGCUGUUCGUGAAGGCGGGAAGUGAUGGCGAGAGCAUCGGGAACUGCCCCUUCUCCCAGAGACUCUUCAUGAUCCUGUGGCUCAAAGGAGUCGUCUUCAACGUCACCACGGUGGACCUCAAGAGGAAGCCAGCAGACCUCCAGAACCUGGCCCCGGGCACACACCCCCCCUUCAUCACCUUCAACGGCGAGGUCAAAACCGACGUCAACAAGAUCGAGGAGUUCCUCGAGGAUGUCCUCUCUCCGCCCAAGUACAUGAAGCUUGGUGCAAGGCACCCAGAGUCAAACACAACUGGUAUGGACAUCUUCGCCAAGUUUUCAGCCUUCAUUAAGAACUCAAAACCAGAUACAAAUGAGGCUCUGGAGCGCGGCCUCCUGAAGACGCUGCAGAAGCUGGACGAGUAUCUCCGCUCACCGCUGCCCGACGAGAUCGACCACAACAGCAUUGAGGACGUCAAGGUCUCCGACCGCAAGUUCCUGGACGGUGACGAGAUGACCCUGGCUGACUGUAACCUGCUGCCCAAGCUGCAUAUAGUCAAGGUGGUGGCCAAGAAGUACAGAGGCUUUGACAUCCCCAAAGAGAUGACGGCCAUCUGGAAGUACCUGAACAUCGCCUACACGCACGAGGAGUUCACCAACACCUGCCCCAGUGACAAAGAGAUCGAGAUAGCUUACGGAGACGUAGCCAAGAGGCUGGUCAAAUAAGCUCCUCCCUCCAUCCCUCACCCCUGUCACCCCCCCCACCCCCCACCUCUCUCCACACUCCCCUCCACCGAGAUGCUCUUUCACGAGAACGAAAAAAAAACUCUGGACUUCUUUUCCUUCUCUCCUCAUCUAGAGCGAACCCCCAGAAAUGCAUGAACCCUUUUUUUUUUUUUUUUUUUUUUUUUUUUUUUAGUUGAUUCAGCAAAAAGGUCCCCGUUGUUCCACCUUUAUUCCUCAUUUAUUUCCUUUUGUUUUUUGUUUGCCGCAGAAUGUCAUGAGGCGGAGAAGAAGCAGCCAGACGUGUGUAUCAGUGCUUAUCAGUGUCGGCGGGGGGGGGGGGGCCCCUCGUCAAACACACUCCCUGAUAAGCACAGGGGGGCAAGGUCACAAGCUGCUGUUGAUUUUUCUUUUUUCUUCUGUUGUAUGUUGAAUCGCUCGUUUCUAGCAUUGCUUUAAAUGGAGAACCGAGCUUUGGGCGUAUUAAGAGGCAUUGCAAACAGUGUUGAAGCUUCAGUGUUUUUUUUUUUUUUUGGGCUCAAGUAUUCGGCAGGUUUCAGCCGGAGCUGAUCCAAACGUGAUUUGGUCGACGUAUCAUGCGAGAGAUGCUUUAUUUCAAUGUCGAGCUGCUUAAGAUAAAUCGAAACAAUUGUAACGGCAGUUAAAGCUACCUGUUAUCCCGGCUCUGAUUUCCUCAUUGUCUCCAGUAGCUCAGCUCAGCAGAAUUGUAAGGGAAGUUUCCGGUAGCCUCUGCAGAAGUAACGACUCAGGACAAAUCUGAAUUAUCCCACCGUAUGUAGCGCACAGAUUUUGAAGGUUGUGUAGAUGUCUGUGGCCUUUUGUCCCGUCGCCACAGCCAAACUGGCCGAUCUUUUCUUCUCUCGUGAAAGCACGAAGGAAAGUCUUUUGGUCGUGCGGUUUAGAUCACACGUGGCAGACCCAAAAAAAAUACUGGUCUCGCUGUGGAUAGGAUGACUCCAGCUAUGUAAACAAA